AUGAGUUUGCAGAUUUUAAACGUGGAAAAUGGAGGAAACAUCAAUGAUAUAACAGCAGACGACGAUGAGGUGUUUUUCGCACCGCCGGAACCUACAGGGAGACCUUCCAUUCUGCGCCUGUCCCAGAAGGAAAACUUGCCACCAAAAAGUGUGGCAAAAACUAUGAAGGUAACCUUUCAAACUCCUCUAAGAGAUCCUCUGACUCGAAAAAUCUUAAGUCCUACUAUGACGGACAAACUUGAUGCUACUUUCACGCUUGAUGAUUGCAGUGAAGCCUUGGCAGAUGGACUUGUAUCUGCACCCAUGGAUUUUGACACAUGUCAAGAAAAGACAGAAGCUGAAGCAAGUAACACAGUGAUAAAUACACAAAUGCCAGAGAAGGUCAGUGCAGCUCCUUACCCAGAUGAUGAGAUGCCAGUGAAGAGUCGAGGUUCCUACAGUCUUGAUUUUGAUAACUUAAAUGACAUCAAUCCCUUUCAAAGUUCAGUCCAGUUGCAGCAUUCUCCUGGAAAUCUGCAAAAGUCUCCUGUAAGAGCAUCUAGCAGCCCUGAGAAAACUUCUAAAAAAAGUAAUGAAUCUCUUCUGGAUGAUACAGCCUCUUUUGCUUCAACCACAGCAAGUACAGAACACUUAAGUGAACAGAAAAAGACUGUCUUCUCUGGAAAAGAAUCUGUAUUGAGAGAGGCGGAGUCUAACAGAUCCAAGCUGUCCCCUAAGCAAGCAAUCAGUGACUCUGUACAGGAUGUGAAGGCUGCUUCCUUUGAUCUGAGUCAAAGUGAUAAUUUGGUGGGAUUAGCAGAAACACCUACACCUCCUGUACAGUUACCUGGCAGCUUAGGUCCCAGUGGUUCUGAUGUAACCAGUUCUUCGAGAACUGGGGAAUUGAAGCUUCAGGAUGUUUCUGCAGCAGAAAAAGCCUCUGCAGAAGAGUCAAGGCCUGUGAAAGAGCUGGCUAUCUCCAAAGGGGAACCUGCAGAACAGCCUGGUGUCACCAAGGCUGGACCAGUAAAACUUGAAUUUGACUUUGAUAAUACCACUGCUAGAAAACCACCUCCUAAGAAACUAGGUAAAAGACCUGGACUUAAGCCACCUUCCAAAAGAACUCCUAUUACCAAAACAAAACCAGAGAAUACCGGAGUGCAAAAUAAAAGUAAUGUGGAAGAUGACAUCCCUCUUCCCAAAGCAUCUUACAAGUUUGACUGGGACAACCUUGAUGAUCCAAACUUUAAUCCAUUUGGAGGAGGCUCUAAAAUUUCCAGCUCACCCAAGUGUUCUAUACCUGACCCUCAGAAAGUUCACCUGCAGGAGGAGCAGGGCAGUACAUCAUCAAGAAGGGAGCCUUUUCCUGUGGAGCAGGGUAACGGACUAAGCACCUGUGAAUCUCUUGAAAAAACAGAACCCAAAAUACUUGAUCAGAGUGUGGGAGAAGACAAGCCAAGAACUCAAGACAACAAGCCAGGAGUUCAAGCAGACACUGAACUUUCGGGACAGAGCACCACGGAGAAGCAAAUGAGCCCAUCUAAAAUAUCUCCAGCUAAGGUCCCCUGUCAAGAUAACUUGAUUUCUGCUGACAGUGGAAAAAAGUCAAUGGCUGCAGAAGAAAUUAAACCUAGUUCCCACAGAACUGAAAUUACAACAGAUGAGCAGACAGCUAGCACUGAACCUGAAGAGUUCUUCAGACCAUCAUCAGAAGUUCUUGGAAUGGGCAUAGAAAUAGACUACCUGGAACAGUUUGGGACUUCAUCAUUCAAAGAGUCUGCCUUGAGGAAGCAGUCGCUGUAUUUGAAGUUUGACCCUCUCUUGAGAGACAGUCCGAGAAAACCAGUUUUUGGUACUAUUGAAACAAAUAUGAAUACCAUGACCACUCCGCUGCAGUGUGGUCCUGUUGCUGAUUUAAGUAAAUUGCAUGAGGAAGCUGAAAAGCCUGCAGUGAGUCUACAAAGUGAAGAAAAACCAAAAGGACUGGAUCUGCUGGGAACAUUUACAACUUCUGACACAGACCCUCUGAUUCCAGACUCGCUGACUAGUGAUGUUCCUCCUCUCCCUUUUGCUGCUUCCACGAAUACUGCAGUGGGUGCUAUUAUAGAAGUGCUCAAAUACAGCCAAAAAGACAUGGAUGCAGCUGUUGAGGUGGUUAAGAGAGAGGUUCAAGAAAAACAGUUGGAGACACAGGAAUGGAAAAAGAAGUAUGAUGAGCUUCAUAUGCAAUACAAAGAAAUGGGAAAAAUAGUUGCCGAGUUUGAAGGUACAAUAACACAAAUGAUGGAGGAUGCUCAGAAGCAGAAGGAAGUUUCAAAGAAAGAAAUGCAGAGGAUGGUGGAAGAGAAGAAACAAGUUAUUUCAGACCUGAACUCUAUGGAGAAAUCUUUCUCUGAACUCUUCAAACGAUUUGAAAAACAGAAAGAAGUGCUAGAGGGCUACCGCAAAAACGAAGAAGCUCUGAAAAAAUGUGCUGAAGAAUACCUGGCUAGAAUUAAAAAAGAGGAGCAGAGAUAUCGGGCACUAAAGGCACAUGCUGAAGAAAAGCUGCAUCAUGCAAAUGAGGAAAUUGCCCAGGUACGAAGCAAAGCUAAAUCAGAGACUGCAGCACUACAAGCCAGUCUCCGCAAAGAACAAAUGAGGAUCCAGUCUCUAGAGAGGAGCCUUGAACAAAAGACUAAAGAAAAUGAUGAACUAACGAAAAUCUGUGAUGACUUGAUCUUGAAGAUGGAAAAGAUCUGAUAGCUUAUCUGUGUUGUAAAUAUGUCUAGUCUCUUGGACUUCAUGUUGUUCACUCACUUUUUAAUUAUGUAUGUUGGAAAAAUAAAACUCUUGAUUUGCA
Eurypyga helias (sunbittern) is the source of this 2821-nucleotide messenger RNA. It is a transcript of the gene TACC3, whose product is annotated as transforming, acidic coiled-coil containing protein 3. Lineage: Eukaryota; Metazoa; Chordata; Aves; Eurypygiformes; Eurypygidae. Gene Ontology annotation, biological process: cell population proliferation; cerebral cortex development; mitotic spindle organization. Bases 1 to 2721 code for a protein of 906 amino acids. The record is from RefSeq and is a predicted model, not a curated record. Gene Ontology annotation, cellular component: cytoplasm. The transcript is spliced from 15 exons.